CAGCCACACCAGAACAGAAGGGGAUUUCUUUGGUCAGGUUGUUUCGUCCGGGGCACUUUCCAGCUGACAAGAUCCCCCAGCCGUGAUUCUUUUGCAUAAGGAGACCUCGUAUUCCUCCGCGUCAUUUUGAACAAGAGGCGUUCCAUCUCAAUUGCUUGUCCUCACAAACUUUUUGAUCUACUUUGCUAGGGAAGUGAAACAAAACGAUACAUCUGAAGUCACAAUUCGAGAUCGUCAAUCUCGACAACCACCAACGAGGUUGAUACUCGUAAUCGACAACACCAUGAUCCCACUACGCCUUGCGUUCUCGUUGCUCUUCCUCGUCGCCACCACCGUCUUCUCAGCCGUGCUCCCGGCCACGUCUCAAAAUACGUACCAGUCUUCACUCAACAAGCUCAAUCCACUACAGACGGUCGACCGCCUGGAAUGCAAGACCAGCACGCAACGGAUGCGAUGUUACGGCGGCCCCCUCGUCACCAUCCAGACCUGCGCGUCGCAGUGCACCUGUGAGGAAGGCCGGAUCUCGUGUUCCAGCUUCAGCCACUGCGACGACAGCUCCAUGGACACCUUCUGCGGCUCCCUCUGUGGGUGUGGCGUCGUGCCCGCCGUGAACAGCAAGUCCGGUAUCAAGAAGGAGACCGUCGUCAGCGCCUAUCGAUACAAGAAUUCCGUUCAAGACCCCGACGAGGACGACGACGCCGACAAUGACGACGACCUCAAUCCGACCGAGAAUAUCAGAAGGAUAGCUUCUUACCUUGAACGAUGAAAAUUCCCAGGGUCAACAACACAUUCCUCAUUUAAAACCCCGAACGCUCUCUUAUCCUAACCUAUUGAACUAUACUACGAGUGUUGUCUUUUACACGACCGACCUUCAUUUUCAUGACACUUUUUUUUGCUUUCUGUCCAACCUUCUUGUCUUUCCAAAAAAAAGGACAAUACCAAAGUCAGCGCACGUGGAGUUCUUUUGAUGAAAUUUAACCUGUCGCUUUCGGAAGCAAGGCGAAGCAAAGGCGAUGGGAACUUUUGGGAAGGGCAAAAGGAAAGAGAAGGACUCGGCGAUUUUGACCCAAAGGAAUCGACACGUCUUGCCGAACAUAACACUUGGAAAGUGUCAAUCGACACCCCACGAAUUGGCGAUGCGGUUUUUAGGCCUACCUCGCAAGUUCUCCCCUUCAUUACAGUACACGGUACUCUCUGUAAAUACUUCCGCGGAUACAUACGGAAAAUCUAAUCACGUUACCUCACGUCUUAAAA
Molecule: messenger RNA, 1254 nt
Organism: Exophiala oligosperma
Lineage: Eukaryota; Fungi; Ascomycota; Eurotiomycetes; Chaetothyriales; Herpotrichiellaceae
Exons: 1
Coding region: 284-766 (160 amino acids)
Source: RefSeq, a predicted model, not a curated record